AUGUCAGAAAAACCAGCAGGUCGUACUAUUCUAGCUUCAGGUAUUGCUAAAGGUUUCAUUGAAGAAGUCGAAAAUGGGGUCAAAGCGUUAGGAAGAUCACCAAAGUUGGUUGGAUUCUUAGCAAAUGAAGAUCCAGCUGCUCAAAUGUAUGCUGAUUGGACAGGUAAAACUUCAGAGUCUUUAGGUUUCACUUAUGAACUAAGAGUUGUUAAAAAAGAUGAUUUAGAGGAAGCCAUUAUAGAAGCUAAUGAAGAUGAUGCAAUUGAUGGUAUAAUGGUUUAUUUCCCUGUCUUUGGUAACAGACAAGAUCAAUAUUUACAGCAAGUUGUGUCAUUAGAAAAAGAUGUUGAAGGUCUUAAUCAUAAAUACAUUCAAAAUAUGUAUCAUAAUGUUAGAUUUUUAGAUGCUGAAGAAUCACAAAAAUCUAUUUUACCUUGUACACCUUUAGCUGUUGUUAAGAUCUUGGAAUAUUUAGGUGCUUAUAAUAACUUACUUCCAUAUGGUAACAGAUUGUACGGUAAACAAGUUGUGGUUGUUAAUAGAUCAGAAAUUGUUGGUCGUCCACUUGCCGCAUUAUUAGCCAAUGAUGGGGCUACAGUGUUUUCUGUUGAUUUAGAUGGUAUUCAAAGAUUCACUAGAGGUGAAGGUUUAAAAUUGAAGAGACAUCAAGUCGUUGAUGUAGAUUCAACUUUAGAGGAAGUCUCAAAAAAUGCAGAUGUUAUUGUCACUGGUGUCCCAUCUGCAAACUAUAAAUUCCCUAAAGAAUUUGUUAAAGAUGGUGCUAUUGUUGUGAACUUUUCAAGUGAGAAGAAUUUUAACCCAGAUGUAAAAGAAAGAGCAAGUCUUUACGUCCCAAUGAUUGGUAAAGUCACCAUUGCAAUGUUAUUGAGAAACUUGCUAAGAUUGGCAAGCAACAGAAGCUCAAAAAAAUAG
Messenger RNA from Hansenula ciferrii, 933 nucleotides. RefSeq names its product methylenetetrahydrofolate dehydrogenase (NAD(+)) (gene MTD1). Lineage: Eukaryota; Fungi; Ascomycota; Saccharomycetes; Phaffomycetales; Wickerhamomycetaceae. The coding region runs from base 1 to 933 and encodes 310 amino acids. Gene Ontology annotation, cellular component: cytosol. Gene Ontology annotation, biological process: purine nucleobase biosynthetic process. The record is from RefSeq and is a predicted model, not a curated record. The transcript has a single exon. Gene Ontology annotation, molecular function: methylenetetrahydrofolate dehydrogenase (NADP+) activity; methylenetetrahydrofolate dehydrogenase (NAD+) activity.